UAUUUUUUAAAAUUUAGGAUACAUUCCACCACUUGUAAAGUUCCUUAACAUCUUUCCACCACUUGUUUUAGCGAAUUUAACUCCAUUACAGUGAAUAAUCCAAAACUCAUUUACUUAUAUAGUCUUUUGGAUUAUCACAUGCGGCAAAAGUCUUGACUCUUGAUAACUCCAUCAUAGUAGUUUACUACUAAAAAACAAAAACAGAAAAAAAAAAAAAAAAAAAAAAAAAAAAGUGGACAAUACGAUCGACUUAAAUGCUUGCUUAUAUAAAGCAUUCAUCAUUUACUAUUUCUCCAUCAACAAAUCAAGAAGUUGAAAGAAAUCUCUGAAAAUGGCCGUAAGUUUCGUAACAACAUCUCCUGAGGAAGAAGAAGCCAAACCCAAACUAGGCCUUGGAAAUAUUCAAACUCCAUUAAUCUUCAAUCCUUCAAUGCUUAACCUUCAACCCAAUAUCCCUAACCAAUUCAUUUGGCCUGACGACGAAAAACCUUCCAUCGACGUACCCGAGCUUGAUGUUCCUCUCAUCGAUCUUCAAAACCUUCUCUCUGAUAAGGACUACUAUACUUCUGCUUCUCCUUCCUCCACUUUAGAAGCUUCCAGACAAAUCUCCGAGGCCUGUAAGAAGCACGGGUUCUUCCUCGUGGUCAAUCACGGCAUCAGCGAGAAGCUUAUAUCAGACGCUCAUGAAUACACGAGCCGUUUCUUUGAUAUGCCUCUCUCUGAAAAACAGAGGGUUCUUAGAAAACCCGGCGAGAGUGUUGGCUACGCAAGCAGUUUCACCGGCCGCUUCUCCACCAAGCUUCCAUGGAAGGAAACCCUUUCUUUCCGGUUUUGCGACGACAAGAGCCGCUCAAAAUCUGUUCAAGAUUACUUCUGCGAUGCGUUGGGACAUGGGUUUGAGCCAUUUGGGAAGGUGUAUCAAGAGUACUGUGAGGCAAUGAGUUCUCUCUCACUGAAGAUCAUGGAGCUUCUGGGGCUAAGUUUAGGCGUAAACCGGGACUACUUUAGAGACUUUUUCGGAGAAAAUGAUUCAAUAAUGAGACUGAAUUACUACCCUCCAUGUCAGAAACCAGAUCUCACACUAGGAACAGGACCUCAUUGUGAUCCAACUUCUCUUACCAUCCUUCACCAAGACCAUAUCAACGGCCUUCAAGUCUUUGUGGAAAAUCAAUGGCGCUCCAUUCGUCCCAAUCCCAAGGCCUUUGUGGUCAAUAUCGGCGAUACUUUCAUGGCUCUAUCGAACGAUAGAUACAAGAGCUGCUUGCACCGGGCGGUGGUGAACAGCGAGAGUGAGAGGAAAUCACUUGCAUUCUUCUUGUGUCCCAAAAAUGACAGAGUAGUGAAGCCACCAACAGAGCUUUUGGACAGCAUCACAUCAAGAAGAUACCCUGACUUCACAUGGUCUAUGUUCCUUGAGUUCACUCAGAAACACUAUAGAGCAGACAUGAACACUCUCCAAGCCUUCUCAGAUUGGCUCACCAAACCCAAGAAAUAAAAUAUCCAUGUCUCUUGUCUUGUUAGUUACUAGCUACUACUAUCUUUUAUACAUUUCAUGUAUGUAUAUAUAUGGUAAUAUGCAAUAAUAACACCUUUAGCAUUUCAUUUAUUAAAUCCAUUCGUUAAACUACCAUACAAAUACACCCACAACUAUUUAACAAAUCAAGAAGAUAUUUGUAAAGAUCAAUAUCCAUCUAAAUUUUAACGAGAAUAUAUAUAUCGAUAUGGGAACAAUUGGUUUAGCUAAUAGCAAGUUCAGGGAACCGGAGAAGACAAAUCAAUACAAACACAGUGAACACACCAAUGUCUACGACAAAUGAUUACAAAAAUAAGGUUAAAGAAAGUAACUUUGCACAUCAUGCAUCACCUUGGAGUUUCAUCAGAAAAAACAAACAUAUGGGACACCGUAUACUGUAUACAUAGGUCCAUAUAUAGCCUAACUAAGAAUGCUUUCUUUCUCACAAUCAUAAGACUUCCAACUCCCAAAUGAUAGAUAUAUGGAUUUGCGUGUUUUUGUUCAAAAUAACCACAUUUAUUGAUUUUCAUGUCCAAGCAAAAAAUUAAAAUUAAAUUUAGUUUACAGUUAAAAAAAGUCCAUAAAUAUAUAAACAUGUGAGCGUGUUUCUAUAAUAAGGUCUCUAGGAAACAAACACUUCAUAUCGAUGUCAAAUAUUGGUUAUUAUUGAAGGUCACCAGUAAUUAGAACAAUUUCAACCAGUUUUUACCAAUUUCAACAAUGAAUUUUUAGUCCAGUGAUCCAUCGAAACAAAAAAAAAAAUUGAAACCAAGGUCAAAAAAGCGAUUAAGAUGCCGAGAGGCAAAAACCCUGAUGACCCUAGGAAAUAUCGACCAUUAUUCAUUUUUUUCACCGUCUGUUCGUUUUAAAAGUUUUUGGAGAGAUAUAUCAGAUAUCUAAAACGAUAGCAUCCAAGACCAACCUUACCACGGUCUGGAUGAUUUUUCUCCUAUCUGGUGAGAUAGAGUUAGCUUUCCCGUGCAAACGUAACAGUGAAAUUUUGAAUUAUGUUUUGAAGUCAUAGGUCAAAGCUGCCUAAUAGAAGAUUCAAAACGAAAGAUGUAAAUAAAAUUUGUCACCGGAGAUGAUCUAGUCUGGCAAUCGUCCCGGGGAAAACUCACGUUAUGGAGUGUAGGUGCAUUUCCAGUAAAAUAUAAAUAAUUGAAUUUACUCUACACAGAAUAAAAAAA
Molecule: messenger RNA, 2703 nt
Organism: Arabidopsis lyrata subsp. lyrata
Lineage: Eukaryota; Viridiplantae; Streptophyta; Magnoliopsida; Brassicales; Brassicaceae
Product: gibberellin 20 oxidase 1
Exons: 3
Coding region: 332-1495 (387 amino acids)
Biological process (GO): unidimensional cell growth; response to light stimulus; flower development
Molecular function (GO): gibberellin 20-oxidase activity
Source: RefSeq, a predicted model, not a curated record